Budorcas taxicolor (takin) is the source of this 930-nucleotide messenger RNA. Its product is annotated as olfactory receptor 4C12-like. Bases 1 to 930 code for a protein of 309 amino acids. Gene Ontology annotation, molecular function: G protein-coupled receptor activity; olfactory receptor activity. Lineage: Eukaryota; Metazoa; Chordata; Mammalia; Artiodactyla; Bovidae. Gene Ontology annotation, cellular component: membrane. The record is from RefSeq and is a predicted model, not a curated record. Gene Ontology annotation, biological process: G protein-coupled receptor signaling pathway. The transcript has a single exon.
AUGGAGAACGAAAGGAAUGUGACUGUAUUCAUUCUAGUAGGUCUUACACAGAACCCCCAAAUGCAAAAAAUAGUAUUUGUGGUGUUUUUGGUCUUGUACAUGGUAACCCUGUCAGGCAACCUGCUCAUUGUGGUUACCAUUACCACCAGCCAGGCUCUGAACUCCCCCAUGUACUUCUUCCUGACCCAUCUUUCCUUGCUAGACACAAUUUACUCUUCUUCUUCAGCUCCUAAGUUGAUUGUGGACUCCCUUCAGGAGAUCAAGACAAUCCCCUUUAAUGGGUGUAUGGCUCAAGUCUAUGCAGAACACAUUUUUGGUGCUGCUGAGAUCAUCCUGCUCACAGAGAUGGCCUAUGACCGCUACGUGGCCAUCUGCAAGCCUCUGCACUACACGGCCAUCAUGAGCCACAGGCUGUGCCUCCUCCUGCUGGGGGUGGCCUGGACUGGAGGGUUUCUCCACGCAACCGUUCAGAUCCUCUUUACAGUUCGGCUGCCCUUGUGUGGCCCCAAUGUCAUAGACCACUUCAUGUGUGACUUGUACCCUUUGUUGAAACUUGUCUGUGUGGACACCCACAUCCUUGGUCUCUUUGUUACUGCCAACAGUGGGUUCAUCUGCCUGUUAAACCUCCUCCUCCUGUUGGUCUCCUAUGUGGUCAUCUUGCACUCCCUAGAGAACUAUAGCCUGGAGGGGAGAUGCAGAGCCCUUUCUACAUGUGUCUCUCACAUCACAGUAGUGUUCUUAUUCUUUGUGCCCUGUGUCUUUGUGUAUCUUCGCCCAGUCACCACUCUGCCCAUUGAGAAAGCUGUUGCUGUCUUUUACACUAUGGUGGGCCCUAUGUUAAAUCCUGUAAUCUACACCCUCAGAAAUGCUGAGGUAAAAUGUGCUAUGAAGAAACUCUGGAAGAAAAAAGUGAGUUCAGAUAAUAGUUAA